AUGUCGCACGAACGCGCAAGCUACAAACGCAUCAUUCUCUGCGCAGAUGGGACCUGGCUGGCAUCCGACCAGGGCGGCACCGAGGAACCAUCUAAUGUCGCGCGGAUAGCCCGCAUGAUUGCAAAUGACGGAACAGACGCAGAUGGCAAAAUUGUGCCGCAGAUUGUCUCGUACCAUUCUGGGUUGGGAGCUGGAGAGCUUCCAUUAGAGAAAACUAUCUCGGGGUCUUUUUCUGGCGAAGGGUCCAUUGGCUGGGGAUUAGACACUCAGGUGUGCGAGAUAUAUGAGUUCGUAUCCGACAACUACUCGCCAGGCGAUGAAAUAUUCUUUUUCGGAUUUUCUCGGGGUGCAUUCACGGUCCGCUCAGUCGUGGGCCUAAUCUCUGACGUAGGAGUGCUGUCGUCUCAACAUAUGUCUUAUUUUGCCGAGAUGUGGAAAGCCUAUCGAGAAAAUACGAAUGGGGAACCUUUCUCCAAAACUGUGUGGUAUCAACAACACAAGGACAUGCUACGCCUGGAGGAUGUUCGAAUCAAGGUAGUGGGUGUCUGGGAUACAGUCGGCUCCUUGGGGAUCCCAGAAUGGCCGCUGGUCAAUUUGGCGUCAAAGGUCGGCAUUGCGUUGAACAAGAAAUACGAAUUUCAUAAUACCAAGGUGUCGAAAAACGUUGACCUCGCCUUCCAAGCUCUCGCAAUUGACGAGAGACGGCUUACUUUCCCACCUACUCUUUGGCACAAAACAGCGAAUGCACCGGCCAAGGAGCUUCAGCAAUGCUGGUUUCCCGGCGUACACGGAGAUAUUGGAGGUGGUGCUAAGAAUCGAGAAAUCACGGAUAUCGCAUUUGCAUGGAUGGUGGACAAUUUGUCUGGAAUGCUGGCUUUUGAAGAGGUUGUAGUCGAUGAUCUCAUCCAACAGCAUCAAGAUGCUCGGGCCAAAAGAAUUUCCGCAGACCACCUUGGUGAUAACAGCUGGGGUUGCGGUCCCAUCGUUUCCAAUUUCGCUGGAGUGGAAGGUGCCUUCUUCAGAGUUCUAGGUGUACAAGAUCGCACACCGGGCAACUAUCCGCCAACGCAAGGUCAACAGCCAGAAACUCGCGACACGAACGAGUCCUUCCACCCCAUCGUGCGGGUACGGAAGACGAUCCUUACCUCCCAGUAUCGUCCGGCUGCACUGACUGGGUAUACCUUUGAAAGGCCUAAAGGGCCUCAAGGCGCUCGUGCCGGCUGGUACUGGGACAAAAAGGGUAUGGCUCCGGCGAUACCAGAGUUUGUCUUACGUCCAGAGAAGAAGUUGCUUGUAGCGAAUGGUACAGGCUAUGCUUAUCGUGACAGUUUAUCCAGGACGAUGUGCCCAGAACAUCUAUUGGUUGAUCUUGAUCAAGAUAAUGGUGUGGCUGAUUCUCUUACUACUAAGAGAAAUGGCCGGGUUUGA
Messenger RNA from Penicillium canariense, 1428 nucleotides. RefSeq names its product T6SS phospholipase effector Tle1-like catalytic domain-containing protein. NCBI's taxonomy places the organism in Eukaryota, Fungi, Ascomycota, Eurotiomycetes, Eurotiales, Aspergillaceae. The transcript is spliced from 5 exons. Bases 1 to 1428 code for a protein of 475 amino acids. The record is from RefSeq and is a predicted model, not a curated record.